Gilbertella persicaria is the source of this 771-nucleotide messenger RNA. RefSeq lists its product as uncharacterized. The record is from RefSeq and is a predicted model, not a curated record. Lineage: Eukaryota; Fungi; Mucoromycota; Mucoromycetes; Mucorales; Choanephoraceae. Gene Ontology annotation, cellular component: cell outer membrane. The coding region runs from base 95 to 676 and encodes 193 amino acids. The transcript is spliced from 4 exons. Gene Ontology annotation, biological process: receptor-mediated virion attachment to host cell. Gene Ontology annotation, molecular function: protein binding.
CGCCUAAUUUUUGCUUGUUUUUUUCCACACGAAUUUUUUUUUUCCAUUCAGUGUAGAACGCAAAUUCAGUUUUUUUUUUCAAGUUUGUUCAAUCAUGACUCAUUUGUUGAGAAGAAUAGCUACAACACCCUUAGUACGUGUUAGUGCACGCACUAUGCUACCAAGAAUGACUGUUGUUCCUAAGAGAACAUUCUUUGUCAAUGUUCCCAAGUUUGAUCGUAUUGCUGAUGCAGAAGAACAAAUCAAGAUUGGAUCUGACUAUAUGAACAAGGGAUCUAUUGAUAUGGCCAUGCAUAGUUAUCACAAGAGUGUACAAAUUGCCCCCAGUGGUGCUGGCUAUUUCAACAUUGGUGUCUGUUAUUUUCAAAUGGGUAAAUACAAGGAUGCUAUCAAAUCCUUUGAACGUUCUUUGGAAUACACACCUAAUUCAGCAGAUGCUCAUACCAACAUUGCCUCAGGCUAUUUAAUGCUUAAGGAUACAGCCAGUGCUAUCAAACACCUUGAACAAGCCUCUAAUUUCAAUCCAUUGGAUGGUGAAGUACAAUAUAAUCUUGGUUGUGUUUAUGAAGCUGUAGGUCGAUUGGAAGAUGCUAAAACAAGAUUUGAGAGAGCAGAUUUAGCAGGCAUCGAUAGAGCACAAAAAGCAUUAGACAAACUCAAGAAAAAGAUGGAAUAAAGAUCUUUUUAUUAUUAUUAUUAUUGUUAUUUUCGAAAAUUGCCAAUAGGAGCAGAUCGCAACACUCUAUAGAAACAGAGAAAUAAGCAAAAGUC